Molecule: messenger RNA, 1785 nt
Organism: Vicia villosa (hairy vetch)
Lineage: Eukaryota; Viridiplantae; Streptophyta; Magnoliopsida; Fabales; Fabaceae
Product: pyruvate dehydrogenase E1 component subunit alpha-3, chloroplastic-like
Exons: 3
Coding region: 226-1527 (433 amino acids)
Biological process (GO): pyruvate decarboxylation to acetyl-CoA
Cellular component (GO): intracellular membrane-bounded organelle
Molecular function (GO): pyruvate dehydrogenase (acetyl-transferring) activity
Source: RefSeq, a predicted model, not a curated record
AGCAUAGCCAAAAACACCCCUCAAGCACAAGUCGAUUAUCUCCAAGCACCACUCUCUAGUUUUCUCCGCCACUUUUCACUUAACCUUAAUUUCUGCUAUUUUCAUAUUUCAUAUAAAUAAACAACCUUAUUUUCUGUUCCAUUUUCCUUUCAUAACCACAAUCUUAAAAAAAAAACAUCUCUGGUUUUUUCACUUUGGUUUGCAAAGUGAGAAGAAAUAAAAAACAUGUCUUUCUCUGCAACAAAGUUCCCACACUCUCUUCUUGGGGUUCCUGUCAAUUCCUCAACUCCAAGAUCCAUUGAGAAAUCAAUAUCUUUCUCUUCUGAUCUCUUCAAACAUAACCCUUCUUCUUCCUCUUUCCUUGGAUCCACUCAGAAGCUUCUUCGGUUCAAUUCUCUCUCUAAGCCGUUUCUUCAUCGUCGUUCGUCAUCGCCUGUUGCUGUUCUUCUUCAACAGACCUCCAAUUUGCUUAUUACUAAAGAGGAAGGGUUAGUGCUUUAUGAAGACAUGGUACUAGGAAGGUCCUUUGAAGACAAGUGUGCUGAGAUGUAUUAUAGAGGUAAAAUGUUCGGUUUCGUUCACUUGUACAACGGCCAAGAAGCCGUGUCAACUGGAUUCAUCAAGUAUUUGAGGCAAGAAGAUUGCAUUGUGAGCACAUACAGAGACCAUGUUCACGCGUUGAGUAAAGGGGUCCCUUCACGAGCUGUGAUGAGCGAACUCUUUGGGAAAGCAACGGGAUGCUGCCGAGGUCAAGGUGGUUCGAUGCAUAUGUUCUCAAAAGAACACAACGUGCUCGGCGGUUUUGCGUUCAUCGGUGAAGGAAUUCCAGUGGCCACCGGUGCGGCGUUUUCCAUGAAGUACAAAAGAGAGGUGUUGAAUCAGGCGGAUUCUGAUAACGUGACAUUGGCGUUUUUCGGAGAUGGAACUUGUAACAACGGACAGUUCUUCGAGUGUUUGAAUAUGGCUGCUUUGUGGAAGUUGCCAAUUGUGUUUGUGGUGGAAAAUAAUUUGUGGGCCAUUGGGAUGUCGCAUCUCAGGGCAACUUCGGAUCCCCAGAUAUGGAAAAAAGGUCCAGCUUUCGGGAUGCCGGGAGUUCAUGUUGACGGGAUGGAUGUUUUGAAGGUCAGAGAGGUGGCAAAGGAGGCAAUCGAUAGAGCGAGAAGAGGAGAAGGACCAACUCUAGUUGAAUGCGAGACUUAUAGAUUUAGAGGACAUUCAUUGGCUGACCCUGACGAGCUUCGUAACCCUGCUGAGAAGGAACACUAUGCUGGUAGGGAUCCCAUCACUGCAUUGAAGAAAUACCUUUUCGAGAACAACUUAGCCAGUGAACAAGAAUUGAAAACAAUAGACAAGAAAAUCGAUGAGAUCCUAGAAGAGGCCGUUGAGUUUGCAGAGAAGAGCCCUCAGCCACAGCGCAGCCAGCUUCUAGAGAACGUGUUUGCCGAUCCUAAAGGUUUUGGAAUUGGACCGGAUGGCAGGUAUAGAUGUGAAGAUCCAAAGUUUACAGAAGGCACUGCUCAUGUCUAAUCUAUAUUUGUGUGCUUUCAUUUUUGUAUUAAUGUUGUUAUUAAUAUGGUUACUAAUCAUAAAAUGUUACUCAUAGAAUGCAUCAUCUAUCUUGCCUAAUAUAAAGAGGAUUUGUUCUUUAGGUUGGAAACUUUGUUUUUCCUGUCUUGUAUUUGUUAUUGUUUGUGGAAUUAGUGUUAAGAAUGACAAUCUUCAAAGUUUUAUCUAUAUAAACUUGUUGUGUAAGCUUUAUUUUUUUGACAGAACUUGUUGCGUUUA